CAUCGUGCUCCCCCUCCGACAACAACCACCACAUCCCGACACGAUUUCGCCCGCAAUAUUGACCGCAUGCGCACGUCCAAAGCUGCAAUAACCAUCACCGAAGCGUGAUCCCCGUUGCUGCUCUGAUUGUCAUCAUGAUACGUUCCACCGCGCACUUGGCCUUCUUGUCGACAGCAAUGCCCACGCUCUGGUCACACCCAACUUUCGUGGGCUCCCAUCGCUGUCCGUCGCACAUUGCAACCUCUCACAGCGCCCACGACUUUCCAAUCUGCGCAACACCGCGAUGAAGCUGGUUUCGAGUAUAUCACGGUGCGCAAUGCCCAGAGAAUCGCGCUUGGCGUUCAUCUCCCCGAAGCGGAGUUUCCUUGCUUGGUGCCCUUCUUCAUUUCUUGGCUGGCAUCAUGAGCGACCAUCUACGACAACUGGAUAGCACAGGAGUUCCGGAGAGCAUGCGACCACCGCUAUCGAACGUUUGUGAAACGGAGCAGGCGCCCCAGAUUACUCGUCCGUCGUCUGUGGGGGACCGACAUGCAACGCAACGGUACAUAUCGGUUCGACUUGGCUCUCACACUUCUGGACCUAGGACACAUGGGAGUACCUGUACCAGUCACAGUAGACGCUGCAACUCCAAUGGGGAAGCCAAGCAUCAGACUAUCAGUGAUGAUGCAUCUCCGCUGUGCAGUAUGCGCUGUCAGCAGCUCAACCUAAAGCAUUGCAAGCAUUCCAGGUUGCGCCCCAUCGUGGUUCCUGCCUCUUUCCCGGAUGUGCCGCGCAUUGCUUGAUAUCUACAUCCGCCUCGGAGUUUGCGUCAUGCCUGCCGGCACGAAUGGGGCUUCUCCGCAGACAUGACGGCAAUGUUCUGAAUGACAUACAGUCAAUUCUUCCGAAUGGGGACAAAUCGGUAUGGCUGAGGAAAUGGGUCGUUGCCGACCUCUCUGCGAUACCUAUGGCUUUGCCCGGCUCCGCUGCUUCGAUCAGGCUCGAUCUGCUGUGUCUUGAGAGACUGGAAAACAGCCCAGCGCCGCAUCCCAUUUGCCGCGAAACCGCUAACAACCACGCAGCUUGUGACAGAGACAAUGUGUAGCGGCAAUGACCCACUGCUUCUAGCUGUUUACCAGCAUUCCCGUCGAGUUUGCGAGGUAGGACGUGAUAUGAGGUGAUGAAAAGUCUUCUGAAACUGCCAGAAACAUGGAAUCUGCUGACAAGCAGAAUGCGGAAGUGUUUGGGCGCACUUGAAGAAUAUUCAGAGGUCGCACCUGCAUCCCGUGACAUGGCCUCAGAACGCGAGUCGGAGCGAGAGCAAGGACGAAUAAGGCAAUUCGGUGUAGGUGAUGUUGCCGUGCCAUGAAACUACAUUCCAGACAGAUUAUUACCCACCAAGAAAUCGAAAUGGAUGUCGAGCACAGGAUUUCGAGCAGUUGUCCACACUUCACAGAAUCUCAUCGCGCAUCACUUCAGAACGAUUCUGCUCAAUGUGACCAGCCAACAGAGCCCAUCCCUUCACAUCACCCUCCCGAUUUAUCCCCUCCAAGAAGGCGUUGGAGUAGGCGCUGGCAGAGCCUGAAAUCAGUUAUGAACUCUCGGAAAGGUUGGCAACAGAGAAUGGCAGCUGAUGGGGAUCAAGCCCGUCCGUCCAUUGGUCGAAUGAAGGAUAGCGACGACUACAUCACAGCUCGAGCAGCAAAUCCACGAACAGGAUUGGUUUCACCUAGUCCCUGUAGUUCCACACCAAAUUCUCCUGGAGACGCUCUGAACUUGAGGAGAAGAACAACGCAACAAGAAACAAGAUCGCAUGCGGUGAGGCGGCGGCCAGUACUCGCCAAGGCCAAUGAGGGGAGGAAAGUCAGUGGUCACAGCGCAAGAGAAGGGGUCCUGGAGCAUGGACACUGCGAAGCUUCGUACAAUAUGGGACAAUGCAGGGCGCUGAACUUAGAAGAAGCUCAAGGCGAGCUCCAGGAAGACCAAUUUGUCGUUCAUAUGCCGUCAGCUAGAGAGCCUCAGCCAUUCACGUAUCCUGGGUAUACUGCUGAGCAGAUCGAAGCAUUGGAGCACUACAGGUGCAAGGCUCGACGAGUCUCAAGCGAGGGUUACGAUCGACGUCUGUUCUGCGACAGAUCUACAGCUGCGAUUGGUAGCGAGCAGGUAAUUGGAGCACCUUCGCAAUCCUUACAACCUUCUUGUUACCUGCGACCUUUCACUCCAUAUACUGCAGGGCGACUUCACGACGAACCUGGAAGUCCUGAGCCCCCAAGAAUCUUGGUGCGCAAAAGGAACAGCUCCAAAGUGCGCAGAAUUCUACAACACAGUCAGCCCAAGGUCGGUGCGCAGUCCCACGACAUUGACCAGGGAUUGCCUCCAAUCUUGGGCCCAAGAUCUCCGAAAACAUCACUUCCGCAACGGUCAGCUGUGCAGAUGCAUUGCGAUGUUCCGGCGACGGUUCGAAAUAUCAAUCAGCAUGCCGAGAAAAGCUCGGCGUCUGUUAUUGGUAGCGGUCCGAAACUUUACACGAUUAAGGCGAUUGACAGCUCGCCGCCAAGCAGGAGACCAUCCACAAAUGACGAAGACCUUGUCGACCAGUAUACGCGAAUCCGCUCUCCGCCAUCUGUCAACAUGCAUGCAAUUCCUGGCGCUUAUACGGACUUGAGCCAGCUACCAAGUGUGAGACUGGUGAGACCAGAACACGCGGCAGUGCCUCGAAUGAAGGUCAAGAACCGCCAAUGCUCGCUAGGAUGUCAAGGAGAUGGUAAUCAGCAGGGCAGAUGUACUCAACAACGCUCCACCUCCAAUGACACUGUCGUCCGAUCAGGUUCGUUGUUGUUCAGAAGACAUGUGACACCAGAAGAGAGGCCCCUAUUGAACCUCACUACCGAACAGUUGCUUGGCUACUUUUUGCAAUUGGCGAACUAUCUGGGCUCCCUCCAGCUCCCUCGUAUAGGGUUGUUGGAGAUAUUGCGUGACCCCGAGGUGUCGACGAAAGAGAAGACGCAGGCUCUACAGGCGAUCUUGUCACUUGCUGGUCAUACUCUCGCAAUUUGCACCUUGCUUGCAAUGCUGUGGAAAGUGGGCACCGCACUCAAGGAAUUUUGCGAGGUCGUGCUGUGGCCUCUUGCUCUGCCGUUACGGCUGAUCAAGUGUGUACUUGUUGGUUAGAAGUGGGAGGGAAUAUAGGUCAGGUAGGGUAGGUAGGUAUUGUUAUUUGGUUCCCG
Sphaerulina musiva SO2202 is the source of this 3206-nucleotide messenger RNA. RefSeq lists its product as uncharacterized. Lineage: Eukaryota; Fungi; Ascomycota; Dothideomycetes; Mycosphaerellales; Mycosphaerellaceae. The transcript has a single exon. The record is from RefSeq and is a predicted model, not a curated record. Bases 1345 to 3150 code for a protein of 601 amino acids.